AUGGUCUUUGAAUACAACAACGACAAGCUCAAGCAAGCACUCAGAUCAAUGGAUGCCCUCGCAGCCUACGGAUCUGACUCGGAAGAGUCAGGUACAGAAUUGGCCCCCAUCUCGGCUAGUACUCUUGCAUCAACCUCAAGUCCAGCUGCUUCAAAAGCGUCAGCGCAGGGUUCAAAGAUCAACUCACUUUCUAACAUGCUGCCUCCACCGAAAGCGCAAACCAGCAGUACAUCAACCAUGAAAAUCCAGCCCUCAUCAGGAUCAGCAUCAGCUGCACCAAAGACAAGCAAGUACCACACACUUCCAACCCUCGAGUCUGAUUCGGACUCUGACGAAGAAGAAUCAGCUUUUAGGAAAAAGGCCAAGUUGGCCGAGGCAUCCAAGAAAGCAGGUGGAGGAGUCGGUGCCUUGUUUGCGAUGCUUCCAGCGCCCAAGAGUGCCGCUGCAGCGUCUUCGUCAACAUCCUCAGGAAAGCCGGCUGCAGCGAAGCCGGGAUUCAUGCCUAGGACAGUCAAGAAACCAGUACCAGCAGCAACGCAGGCAAAGAAACCUACGGCUAGUGUCACCGAUGCCAAGGGAGAGGGCACUGAUCAGGAUGAUGAUGAGGAUGAUGAUGAGGAACCGGCUCCAUUCUUUCCUCUGGGAGCAGCGGCAACAGCGACAACAUCGGCUUCUUCGACAGGAAAGGCAGCCUCAAGCACAUAUAUCCCGCUGUUCUUUGACAGGAAGCCGUUGACUACGCAGGAACGACAGGCACAGCAGGAGACUGUUGUGGAUAUGUCGACAACGAACGAACAGUAUGCAUAUCCGAACAAUGAGCAGUAUGCUUAUAAUGAGCAAUACGCAUACCCGACGAAUGAUCAGUACGCCUAUGCAACCAACGACCAGUAUGCCUAUCCUACUGAUGAUGCGUAUACAACAGAAGGCUACGGAGUGGAUGCCUAUGCACAAGAAGCACAAGGAGGGAGCAGUGGUUCCAACAGGAUUGAGCUAGACGAUGCCGCGAUGCGAUUGGAAUCCACUCAUCUGCACAAACUGGGCAUGAGGAAGGCAAGGGAUGUCCCCAUCAAUGUUAUCGAUGUCUCUGCAAGGGACCAAAUGAGCCAAGCCCAACAUGUGCGACAGGCCAUGAGCGCGAGCAAUAGUCAGCCCAAGCCCGUCGAUCUGGCCUCGAUCAAGCAUCUAAAACCAACGGCUGCCUUGAAGCGCAAGCACAAUAUCAUGUCCCUGGCAUAUGAGGCCAAGGCUAACGAGGCGCAACUGAAUGCUUCUUGGGCGGCAAGUCGUCGAACGAAAGCAGAGACGCAAUCGAAAUACGGAUUUUGA
This is a messenger RNA of Gamsiella multidivaricata, 1326 nucleotides long. Its product is annotated as mitotic checkpoint regulator, MAD2B-interacting-domain-containing protein. The record is from RefSeq and is a predicted model, not a curated record. Lineage: Eukaryota; Fungi; Mortierellomycota; Mortierellomycetes; Mortierellales; Mortierellaceae. The transcript has 4 exons. Gene Ontology annotation, cellular component: nucleus. The coding region runs from base 1 to 1326 and encodes 441 amino acids.